Molecule: messenger RNA, 1059 nt
Organism: Cinclus cinclus
Lineage: Eukaryota; Metazoa; Chordata; Aves; Passeriformes; Cinclidae
Gene: DMRT1
Product: doublesex and mab-3 related transcription factor 1
Exons: 5
Coding region: 1-1059 (352 amino acids)
Biological process (GO): sex differentiation; regulation of transcription by RNA polymerase II
Cellular component (GO): nucleus
Molecular function (GO): DNA-binding transcription factor activity, RNA polymerase II-specific; RNA polymerase II cis-regulatory region sequence-specific DNA binding
Source: RefSeq, a predicted model, not a curated record
AUGCCCAGUGACACCCCGGCCUUCAGCAAGCCCCCGGACGUCGCGGGCCCGGGGGACAAGGCGAACAACUUCGGGAAGGCGGCGGCCCCCAUGGCGGCCGCCCCGGCGGACAGGGGCGCCGCUGUAGCGGGGAAGAAGCGGCCGCGACUGCCCAAGUGUGCCCGCUGCCGCAAUCACGGCUACUCCUCGCCGCUGAAGGGGCACAAGCGCUUCUGCAUGUGGCGGGACUGCCAGUGCAACAAGUGCAGCCUGAUCGCCGAGCGGCAGCGCGUCAUGGCAGCGCAGGUUGCACUAAGAAGACAGCAAGCUCAGGAGGAGGAACUGGGAAUCAGCCACCCAGUGCCCCUGCCCAGUGUCCCUGAGACGUUUGUUAAGAAGAACGGUGGUGGCAGCUCUUGCCUCUCGCUGGAAAGCAGCAGCGCAGUGUACUCGACAAGCACAGCCAUGACAGCAGCUAGUACACCACCAGAGGGACGGAUGCUCAUUCAGGACAUCCCUUCCAUUCCCAGCAGAGGGCACUUGGAGAGCACGUCUGAGUUGGUUGUGGACUCCGCCUACUACAGCAGUUUUUACCAGCCGUCCCUGUAUCCUUGUUAUAACAACCUGUACAACUACUCACAGUACCAGAUGGCAGUGGCCAGUGAGCCUUCCUCAAGUGAGACAGGGGGUACAAUUGUCGGGUCGGCCAUGAAGAACAGCCUUCGAAGUCUCCCAGCAACAUACAUGCCGAGCCAGUCAGGAAAACAGUGGCAGGUGAAGGGCAUGGAGAGACACCAUGCUGUCAGCUCCCAGUACCGUAUGUGCUCCUACUACCCGCCUGCUUCCUACCUGGGACAGGGGGUUGGGGCUCCUAUGUGCCUCCCCCAGAUCCUGGCCUCUGAGGACGUCCCCUCCUCCUCGGAGUCAAAAGCAAGAGUGUUUUCGCCGCCCAGCAGCCAGGACUCCGGCCUGGGGUGCCUGUCGAGCAGCAGCGAGAGCACCAAGGGGGACCUGGAGUGCGAGCCCCCCGCGCAGCCCGGCAGCUUCGCGAUGAGCCCGGUGCAGGAGGGCGGCGAGUAG